CAUUUAUAACUUUCCAGAACGCUCUUGGAGAGGUUUCACUCUCACGGUAUAUUGGUUUGGAAGAUGUCCCUAAAGAAUUCCAAGUCAGGAUUCUCUGUCCGCGAUAUUUUAGACCUCCCGGACACGAGCGAUGAAGGAUCGGUGACUGAAGACACUGAGGAUGAGGCGGAUGAAGGGUUUUCUGGAAAUCAGCAGCGCGCAUCCUCUGGAGAUGCGCUUUGGCUCGGAUCUCCAUGUGGCCACAAAUAUCCAUCAGUGCCAUCCGCAUCUCCAGAGGAAUUAACUCCAGAACUGUCCACGGAUGAGUCUGUUGAUCGGGACAGAGAGAGUUCAGAGGACUCGGGGAAAAAGCGCAAAAGGAGAAUCCUGUUUUCAAAGGCUCAAACGUUUGAACUGGAGAGACGCUUCAGGCAACAGAGAUACUUAUCCGCGCCUGAGAGAGAACAUCUAGCUAAGGUCUUACAAUUGACUCCAACGCAAGUGAAGAUUUGGUUCCAGAAUCAUCGGUACAAAGUGAAAAGAGCCCGAGCCGAGAAAGGAAUGGACCCGUAUCUGCUCUCUCCGCGCCGGGUUUCUAUUCCCGUUCUGGUGAGGGACGGAAGACCGUGCCAUGUUCUCAGUCCUCAGGACAUCACUGCUGCUGUUCCAGCAGCGGCACCAUAUUGUGCAUUUAAUAUGAAGCAAUUCCCUCAAAUUCAGCACUGUCACAACAUCUGCUCCAGCAUCACGACACAUCUGACAUCUGUCAGUCAUCUGGGCCACAUGCAGCCGUGGUCCUGGUGAAGAGCUCCUUAUGGAGAGUUUUUACGCAACGGAACUUUCGCUUCACUAAUUAGGCUA
Molecule: messenger RNA, 840 nt
Organism: Onychostoma macrolepis
Lineage: Eukaryota; Metazoa; Chordata; Actinopteri; Cypriniformes; Cyprinidae
Gene: nkx2.2b
Product: NK2 homeobox 2b
Exons: 2
Coding region: 64-783 (239 amino acids)
Biological process (GO): cell differentiation; regulation of transcription by RNA polymerase II
Cellular component (GO): nucleus
Molecular function (GO): DNA-binding transcription factor activity, RNA polymerase II-specific; RNA polymerase II cis-regulatory region sequence-specific DNA binding
Source: RefSeq, a predicted model, not a curated record